This is a messenger RNA of Paramuricea clavata, 4182 nucleotides long. The record is from the annotation of a GenBank genome assembly. NCBI's taxonomy places the organism in Eukaryota, Metazoa, Cnidaria, Anthozoa, Malacalcyonacea, Plexauridae.
AUGUCGUUGAUUGAAAGGUUCAAGCUUGUGCGAAGAAAAGGACUGUGUGAUAAUUGUCUCACGAGAGGUCAUCUGGCAAGUAAUUGUCCAAAGGACAGCUUUUGCAAAGUCCAAGAUUGUAAAGAAAAGCACUCGACAUUUCUCCAUGAAAGUGUCAAACCAAACAAUGUCAAAGAAGGACAACAUUCGAAGCGAGAAAAUACGGAAAGCAAAGAAAUCGAAAACAAGGCACAAACUGGUUACGUUAAGUUAACAAAUGGCUCGAGGAGUAAAUCGGCAUCUGAUGGCACAGCUGUUGGUUUAGCUAUCGUUCCAGUCAAGGUCAAGGCUAUGGGAAGUGAUAGAACUGUUGAAACGUACGCCUUUCUCGACGGUGGAUCAAACACUUCAUUCUGCUCACAAGACCUGAUGAAAAGGCUCAAUAUCAAGGGCAAAAGAACAACACUCUCGCUAACAACAAUGGAAAAGGCAAACAGCAAAACAGAAAGUUCAAUCGUAAGUCUAGAACUCUCAGACUUGAACGGAGAAAAUCCUGUUGCUAUAGAAACUGUGUUUUCUACACCAAAUUUACCAGUGUCCACCAGAAACCUAGCUACACGAGAAGAUAUCGACAGAUGGACACAUCUAGCUAACAUUAAAAUUGAUCGAAUUGACGAAGAAAUUGGAUUGUUAAUCGGAUGCGACGUACCCGAAGUUCUAGAACCAAUUGAAAUAUGGAGGAGUAAAGGCGGUGGUCCAUACGCAACGAAAACAAUCUUUGGUUGGGUAGUUAACGGUCCAUUAGGAAGAAAUGCUUCAACAGAACACAUCGCCAAUUACUUGCAAGCAACCGAUGCCAAUCUGGAAAACCAGUUCAAAGAAUUUUGCAACAUGGAAUUCCCUGAAACGCAAGAUACAGACAAAACUACGCUAUCGAGAGAGGACCAACGAGCACUACACGUAAUGAACGAAUCCGUUACGUUGAAAGAUGGACAUUAUGAAGUCGCAUUACCUUGGAAGAAGACCACCCCCAAAUUACCAAAUAACCGAGCAAUGACAGAACGUCGUCUGAAGUUCCUAAAGAAACGGUUAGACAAAGAUUCUCAACUACUGAAGAAUUACAGCAAUUUUAUUGAUGAUCUCAUGAAGAAAGGCUACGCAAGAAAGACACCAGAAGAACGACUCACUUCUAAAAAUGACAACGUUUGGUAUCUACCUCACCACCCAGUAUUUCACCCACAGAAGCCAGGCAAAACAAGAGUCGUGUUUGAUUGUUCUGCGAAAUUCGAAGGUACUUCUCUGAAUGAUGAGCUCUUACAGGGGCCGGAUUUGACGAACUCGUUGACGGGUGUUUUGACCAGAUUCCGACAAAGUCCUGUGGCUUUUAAGGCCGAUAUUGAAGCCAUGUUCCACCAAGUGCGAACUCCACUCAAAGAUUGCGAUGUGCUACGUUUCCUAUGGUGGCCGAACGGUGACACAUCUAUUAAUCCAGACGAAUUCCAGAUGACAGUUCAUCUUUUUGGCGGUAUCUCAUCUCCAAGCUCUCCGAGCAAAUUUCUGAAGAUGCACUCCAUCGAUGGCAGAAUUGGCUAAGCAUGCUACCCGAACUCGAAAGAAUCGUUAUCGACCGUUGUUUCAAACCUACUGAUUUCGGUGAGAUCACUUCAUGCGAGCUGCAUACAUUCUCUGAUGCUUCCCAGAAAGGCUAUAGAGCUGUCACAUAUCUACGAAUACUCAACCAACGAGGAGACAUCCAUUGUUGUUUCUUGAUUGGCAAGUCUCGAUUAGCACCGUUGAAAGCUAUGACGAUCCCCAGAUUGGAACUGUCUGCGGCCGUAGUUGCGACAAGGCUCAAUAAGAUGAUCAAAGGAGAGCUCGACACGAAAGUUGAUGAAUCCGCAUUCUGGACGGACAGCACCUGCGUUUUGAAAUACAUUGGGAACGAGAGCACAAGAUUCCAAACCUUCGUAGCCAAUAGAGUAUCAAAGAUUCAAGAUGCGACUGAAUUGUCUCAAUGGAAAUACGUAAAUACCAGUUCAAAUCCGGCAGAUGACGCUUCUCGAGGAUUAACAGCAAAGGAAUUAUUGGAGGACGAACGUUGGUUGAAAGGACCGGACUUCCUCUGGAAAUCCCGCGAACACUGGCCAAAGCAAGAAGAAAUGAAGUCUGAUAUUCCUGAAUGCGAUCCAGAAGUAAGAAGAAACGCCACAACAACCUUAACGACGUCUACCAGCGUCUCAUCUGAUGAUGAUGAAUCGGCCAACGAUAUGUGUUCCCGAUUCGAGAAAUUUUCUUCCUGGAAACAGCUCAGGAAAACAAUUGCAUGGGCAAUCCGCUACGUGAAACAACUUCGAGAAACCGUACGAAAGCGAAAGAGUGGUGAAAUAAUCAACAUGUCAAAAGAAAAGAAAGCAAAACCGGUACUGUUAAAGCUUGACGAAAUGGAGAACGCUGAAAGGUUCAUCCUCAACAUCGUGCAAAUGACCAGUUUUCGAGACGAAAAGACCGCAUUGAAACAAAAGAAUGGGAACGUGAAAAAAUCUAGUCCGAUAAACAAGCUAAGUCCAGAAAUCAUCGAUGGUCUCUUGUGUGUUGGAGGCAGAUUACGUCAUGCACCACUUGAGAAUACAGCCAAGCACCAAGUCAUUCUACCUAAGCAGCACCAUGUGGCUACUCUAAUUGCUCGUCACUAUCAUCAAUUAUCUGGACACUCAGGUCUAGAAUAUGUUCUAUCCUUAACACGCCAGAAGUUUUGGAUAGUCAAAGGCCGACUCCUAGUUCGAAGGGUGGUCAACGAUUGUUUCGACUGCAGGCGCAGACAAUCACCGGUGGCAGAGCAGAAAAUGGCUGAUCUUCCGAAGAGUCGAGUAACCCCCUCAAAACCACCAUUUACUUUCACUGGUGUGGACUGUUUCGGACCAUUCAAUGUACGACGCGGGCGAAGUUUAGUUAAAAGAUACGGUGUGAUAUUUACUUGCCUGACGACACGUGCAAUUCACAUCGAAGUAGCAUCGAGUCUUGACACUGAUUCAUUUUUGAACGCUCUAAGACGAUUCGUAGCCCGACGUGGAAAUCCAGAAGAAAUCAGAUCAGAUAAUGGAGGAAAUUUUGUAAGCGGAGAGAAAGAAUUGCGAAGUUGCAUUAAAGAAUGGAACCAAGAUAAGAUACAUCAAGUUCUAUUACUGAAGAAUAUCAAGUGGAUUUUUAACCCACCGACUGCAUCCCAUCACGGCGGCGUUUGGGAGCGAUGCAUCCGUACAGUGAGGAAGGUGAUGAGAGCGCUGCUUCAUGAACAGACUCUGAACGACGAAAGCCUUCAUACGUUGAUGUGCGAAGUUGAAGCUAUCAUAAAUGGACGACCAUUAACGAAAGUUUCUGAUGACCCGAGAGACAGCGAAGCUCUAACCCCGAACCACCUGCUGCUAUUACGUGCAGGUCCCCCACUUCCACCCGGCAAAUUCGUGAAGGAAGAUUUGUACACACGGCGCAGAUGGCGACAAGUACAGUAUAUGGCAGACGUGUUCUGGCGGAGAUGGCUGAAGGAGUAUCUUCCGAUAUUGCAAGAACGACAAAAGUGGAAUCAACCGAGAAAGAACGUAGAAGUCGGCGACAUCGUGCUUCUACUUCAAGAGAAUACACCGCGUAGUUCGUGGCCGUUGGCUCGUGUGAUCGAAGUUCAUCGUAACAGAAGUGACGGACAUGUUCGAAGUAUGAAGUUGAAGACCUCUACAUCCGUGUUGGAAAGACCAAUCUGCAAGAUCGUCGUGUUGGAAGGAACGCAGUGAACAACGAAGACAAGAUGAGUAUAAGAUAACAUUUACACAUUAAUAUGACGCUAUAUUAUUAUGCAUGAGUUUUGUUUCGAACAGUUUGUUAUUAGUUUAUAAAGGCACUAGUAUACUGUACGCCUUUAAGGGGCCGGAAUGUUAGUUUGAAACGUCACUCAAGCCUCUGGGCAUGUAUUUGUUACGUCACAUGCAUAGGGGGCUCGCGUGAUAGAUCAAAUUGAACAGUCGACCGAUCAGUAAGGAUCAAUUUAUUCACGCUAACUAAGAAAACGACUCCCGAAGAAAAGAUACUGGACGCUACUUGAGGAACAAGAGGACACCAAAGUAGGAUUUAUAUAUUUAUUUGUUUGUUUAAUUUAGUUUAGAAAGCAUGCGCAUAUUAUAUUUAGACAGUAAUUUAGCAUAUUCAAGUUGA